Messenger RNA from Sphaeramia orbicularis (orbiculate cardinalfish), 1717 nucleotides. RefSeq names its product enolase 1b, (alpha) (gene eno1b). Lineage: Eukaryota; Metazoa; Chordata; Actinopteri; Kurtiformes; Apogonidae. Gene Ontology annotation, biological process: glycolytic process. Gene Ontology annotation, molecular function: magnesium ion binding; phosphopyruvate hydratase activity. The record is from RefSeq and is a predicted model, not a curated record. Bases 135 to 1436 code for a protein of 433 amino acids. The transcript has 12 exons. Gene Ontology annotation, cellular component: phosphopyruvate hydratase complex.
UGAUUAAUCAGAUGAGGAAGCCUAAUCCAAUUAGGACAGUAGUAUGCUUGUUAGCACUCCUAAGCUCACAGCUAGGUCAGGGUAUUUUUGUGAGUAAGCCCCAGGAAGAGAGAGUGUAAAAGAGGUCAUACAUCAUGCCCAUUGUCAAGAUUCACGCCCGAGAGAUCUUUGAUUCUCGUGGAAACCCCACUGUGGAGGUCGACCUCUACACUGACAAAGGCUUGUUCAGGGCAGCUGUACCCAGUGGGGCAUCAACUGGUAUCUAUGAAGCCUUGGAGCUCAGGGAUAAUGACAAGUCCCGCUAUCUUGGAAAAGGAGUUUCACAGGCUGUGGAAAACAUCAAUUCAAUUAUUGCACCAGCACUUGUUGGCCAAGAUAUCUCUGUGGUUGAGCAAGAGAGUAUUGAUCAGAUGAUGCUCGACCUGGACGGCACAGAAAACAAAUCCAAACUCGGAGCGAAUGCCAUUCUUGGAGUGUCGCUGGCUGUUUGCAAAGCUGGUGCUGCUGAGAAAGAAGUCCCUCUGUAUCGUCACAUUGCUGACCUGGCAGGAAACCCCGAGGUCAUUUUACCUGUGCCGGCCUUCAAUGUGAUCAAUGGCGGCUCUCAUGCAGGAAACAAACUCGCCAUGCAGGAGUUCAUGAUUCUGCCCGUUGGUGCUAGCACCUUCAAGGAGGCCAUGCGUAUCGGGGCAGAGGUCUAUCACAAUCUGAAAGGCGUCAUCAAGAAGAAAUACGGUCAGGAUGCCACCAAUGUGGGUGAUGAAGGUGGCUUUGCUCCAAACAUCCUGGAGAACCAGGAAGCCCUGGAGCUCCUGAAGGAGGCCAUUUCCAAAGCAGGAUACACUGACGAGGUGGUGAUCGGCAUGGACGUGGCAGCCUCUGAGUUCUACAGGGAGGGAAAAUAUGACCUGGACUUCAAGUCUCCUGACGACCCAAGCCGUUAUAUUACCCCCGAUGAGCUGGCUGAUCUCUACAAGAGCUUUGUCAAGGAUUAUCCAGUGGUAUCCAUCGAAGAUCCCUUCGAUCAGGACGACUGGGCAGCUUGGACCAACUUCACCGAAACCACAGAGAUCCAGGUUGUUGGAGACGAUCUCACAGUGACGAACCCCAAUCGUAUCUGCAAGGCUGUGGAGGAGAAGGCCUGCAACUGCCUGCUGCUUAAAGUCAAUCAGAUUGGCACCGUUACCGAGUCCAUGAAGGCGUGUAAAAUGGCCCAGGAGAGCGGCUGGGGUGUGAUGGUCAGCCAUCGUUCUGGUGAAACUGAGGACACCUUCAUAGCAGAUUUGGUGGUCGGCUUAUGCACUGGACAGAUCAAGACUGGAGCCCCCUGUCGCUCUGAGCGUUUGGCCAAAUACAACCAGAUUCUUAGAAUUGAGGAGGAGUUGGGAGACAAAGCUCUCUUCGCUGGAAAGAACUUCAGAAAACCAUUAAUAUAAUAAAUGGGUGAAAACAUUUGCUUCACAGACAAACUGAUUCAUUCACACCAACACAUCAUAACCCAUGGGAUAGUAACAGAAACACAUACAGAGCAGUAAUCAUUAAUCUAGACCUACUCUUGUACUGAAUAUUUCAAUGAGUCAAGUCUUCUGUGUUUUAAUGCGGAGUAAAUAAUAGGCCUGAAUGUAACUUUAGUAAUAUUUGUGUAAAGCACUGAAACUGUAAACACAAAAGCUGCACUUGGAGACAAAAUUAAUAAAAUACAACUCAUGAACUGUUA